UCGAGCGUGGCCAGAGGCCGUUGGCGUGCGGGUGGGAUUAGUUUGCAAUCCUCAGGGCCUCGGCGAUUGCAUUGCUGCCGCCAGAAAUAAGAUUUAUCUCCAUUGUCACUUCCGGCUCCCCUCCACCACUCACCAACACCAAUUCCCCAACAAGUCGUCCACUGCACUUUUGUCGCCUUCUUCGCUCUUCUUGCGCAAGCAAUCCAUCCAACACUCCCGUGCAAGCUUUUCACUACCUCGCGCCCCGUCGCAACCUGCACUUGAUACUACCACCCGCAACCCCCGCAUCACCUCAUCACAAAAUGAACGCAACAAGGGCUCUCGCUCAUCGCCAGCCCAUGAUCCGCUUUCUGGGAAAGCGCAGCACCCCUCAGAAGGUUGACCACACCCCGCACGUCCACCCUGCCUCUCCCAUGAGCGAGCUUCCCUCAUCUUUCAAAUCCUACCGACAGAAGGCACAACAGCACGGCCCGCUCAACCACAUUCCCAGCGCCUUUGUUGGCGGCCACAUUGGCGGUGCAUCUGGCAGGGACCUUGGCCCCAUUGAGGCAGGAAAGGGCUUGUACUUCGAUCGCUCUGAGCUGCCUGCACGCUUCCAGAACCUGUCAUGGACACAGGCUGAGAUGGAACUGCUCGAGUCCGGUGGUGCCAGCGCGUUUGCUUAAAUCCAGAAAGCAU
Molecule: messenger RNA, 678 nt
Organism: Alternaria alternata
Lineage: Eukaryota; Fungi; Ascomycota; Dothideomycetes; Pleosporales; Pleosporaceae
Exons: 2
Coding region: 303-665 (120 amino acids)
Biological process (GO): 2-oxoglutarate metabolic process
Source: RefSeq, a predicted model, not a curated record